Linepithema humile (Argentine ant) is the source of this 2875-nucleotide messenger RNA. NCBI's taxonomy places the organism in Eukaryota, Metazoa, Arthropoda, Insecta, Hymenoptera, Formicidae. The record is from RefSeq and is a predicted model, not a curated record.
GACGAUCAGGCGCGUCUACGUCUGAAGAGGAAACUGCAGAGGAACCGCACGAGCUUCAGCAACGAGCAGAUCGACGCGCUCGAGAAGGAGUUCGAGAGGACGCAUUACCCGGAUGUGUUCGCCAGGGAGAGACUCGCCGGCAAGAUCGGCCUACCGGAGGCGCGAAUACAGGUCUGGUUUUCGAAUCGGCGGGCAAAGUGGCGGCGCGAGGAGAAAUUGCGUACGCAACGGAGGGACAAUCCGCAGCAGCAGCAGCAGCAACAACAGCAGCAGCAACAGCAACACGGUGCCGGCGUGAGUCUGGUGGGUGCUGGUCAUCCGACGCCGCCGCCACCCUCGGGGAUACUUGGAGGCCAGCCUCCGCCGCAAGCACCACCCUCGCCGCCUAGAAUACACCACGGAUUUGCCCCCACCGCCGUGUACCCCGGAAUACCCAGUAUGCCCGACUCGUACAGCCCGAUGACGUCGAUGCCGAGCUUCACGAUGUCGGGGGCCAGUCAGCAGAAUCAACACACGACGAGCAGCAUGUCCUCGCUGUCCGCCGGAGGUGGCAUGAGCCCGAUGGGCAUGACCGUGGGCAUGACCGUUGGCCCGAGUCCCGGCGCGUGUCUCCAGCAACGGGACAACGGCUAUUCGUGCGGGGUCGCGAGACCGCCUAGUUACGAGCCGCUACAUCUAGGCUACGGCGCCAGGCCGACUUGCAGCCCGACGCAACCCUACCACGCGGCGAGCCUCAAUCAGUACAAUCAGAACGCCAGCUCGACCGGUCUGAUAUCACCUGGCGUGAGUGUACCAAUCGCGGUACCAGGUCAACCAGCACCCGAUAUGGCGGCGCAAUAUUGGUCACCGAGGUUACAGUGACCGUGGUGGUCGUCGACGUCGACCUCAUCUCCGUAGACUUGAGCUUCUUUGUCUCCCUAGUUUACGAUCCGUAUUGUGUACAAGAUUGCUAGGAAACACCGAGAGAAACGACACACGGUUGCGCCAGUCUCCGGAAACCCGCAUCUUACGAUUGAUUCGCGUGCGAUUGAUUCCGUAGAUAAAUCGAGAUGGACUAUUCCUAUACGUUUUGUUCCAAACCAAAGCUCUGCGUGGAAACGAGUUCAAUUUAUUCGUAUUUCGCAUUCGCUACUUUUGUUUCUGCGACAAGUGCAUCAGAAACUUUUCAUAAAAACAAAGAAAAACUAUUAUUGUUUGCGAAUUCGCUAAUACGUAUUGGUAAAAUUGUCCGAAGAUUUCAGAAAUUCGUUCCCAUUACUGGUGAAAACAAAAUUUUUAACUGAAUGACUCUAUCGAAUCUGUUUAAUAAAUUGACGAUCCGUGUAGUAAUUGCAAUACACAUAUGUGACAUACCGAAUUGGGUUACAGGAGGAUUAAUCAAUUUCUGUGUAUAAUCGUGAAUCUUAUCGUUAAAUUAAAUUCCCAUAUCCUGUAUUAAAAAUUAGUAUUUAUACUUACGAUUGACACCUUUCCGAUCAUAUGCCAUUAUUAUUCAUAGGCAAAUAACCAAUGCUGCUUUUUUACUAACAGUAUUGGUAUUUUAAUAUGCAACAUUCCUUCUUUCUUUCGACGCGACAUCAAGCUUCAAUAUUUCAUAGAAACACAAUCUUUGUUAAACAUAUUGAUAUGUCCAUCAAGCGACAGCCGGUGAUAUGAUGUAUUAAAAUGUUGAAAAUGUUGAUGAUCGGCAAGGUGUUACAUGGAAAAUUUUCCAAAAUAUCAUCUACAUAUGUACACUUUUAUAAUUACAAGCUCCUUUUUAUUCACACAAUUAUAUUUCAGGCUAAUAUCUUUGAAAAGGAACCGAGCAAAGUAAGACGUGAUAAGAAAGAAAUAUGUACUGUCGGCAAUGUGCAACUCAUGUAAAAAUAAUUAGCGUGAAAAUCGAAGAGAAAAAAAAGGAAUUCGAGGAUUCUCGCGAAAUUUUUAUUCGCAACGUUUCGUAGAUGUAAUUUCUAUAGGCACAAGAGAAAAGGAAAUAAAAUAGUUUCUAAGUCGGUAUUAUGUUAUUAUUUAUACUCAUGUAAUGCGAGCGGAGCAAGAAGAUAAUAAACGUGAGUUUGUUGUGUGUACAUCGUAAAAAUAUCGACGGUCAUUUAUAUAUAAAAAUAUAUAUAGUUGACUUUAAUUCUCUAAGUAACUUGAUAAAAUCAAUUCGUAAUUUAUAUUCGGUGCAAGGUCGCGAAAAAAAAGAAGGACCGAAAAUGCCGAUUGUGAUUUCCCUUAGGCCAGGUAUGUUAAGCGUACGAUUAUGCAUUCUAAAUAAAUAGUGUGUGCAUUUAAUCGAGAGUUAACUCAAUGCUUGUUUUCUAAUUGGAGAAUUCAUUUGUGAGAGAUCCUAGCGUGUACGUUCCCUCUCUCGCAUCAGACAGCAAAUUGACAUAAAUAUUAACACAAAGAGCUAAACCAGCUAAGCGUCUAAUCCUAGAUGCCGAUCGUGUGAAAGAAUACAUAACGAUCAUACGGUUCCCUAUUAGAAAUCAAGCGCAACUCCUUCCCGAACGUGUUCGUUUCGAUCCGAUAACUUGUAUUUGCACUUACCUCGACACUGUUUCGUUGAAUUUCCUCAAGUAUUUCUCGAUAACCGCAAAAAUGUCAACGAUCCCUCCUGCAUUAUCGUCCAAGUUGAAACAAACGAAUCGCUUAAAAAGAAUAUGAAGGAAAGCGAGAUGCAAACAGACCAUCGUUUUACUUGCAAAUGUAACAAUUGUAUAUCUAUUUCGACAUAAUAAUUAAUUUACAUUCGAAGACAUAUUGUAUUCUCUAAAUCCUCACUAGAAAUCAUCUAUUGCGAUACGUCAGCGCGGUUUACCCUGAAUUACUUCUGCGGAUGAGAAAAUAAAAUUUAACUCAAAUCAACAUCACUAGAUGACAA